Molecule: messenger RNA, 252 nt
Organism: Dovyalis caffra
Lineage: Eukaryota; Viridiplantae; Streptophyta; Magnoliopsida; Malpighiales; Salicaceae
Source: the annotation of a GenBank genome assembly
AUGAAUGGUGGCAAGGUUGAGAUGAAGGUGUUUGUUGUGGUUGGCAAGUUCAAUGGUGGCAUGCUAGAUAAUAGCGAGGCUGUAAUGAUGGUUGCUCCAAUUGGCAAGAAGAGAGAAAGGGGACAACAAGUGGGCUACUAUGGGCUUUGGUUUGUGCCGAGAAUGUGCAGUGUGUCAAUGAAGGUUUAUGGUGUUUAUGGGAGUGGGGAAGAAGAUAGCAACAAGGAGGGAAUUGAUGGUAGUGGAUGGUGA